Messenger RNA from Saprolegnia parasitica CBS 223.65, 698 nucleotides. RefSeq lists its product as hypothetical. The transcript has a single exon. The coding region runs from base 36 to 584 and encodes 182 amino acids. NCBI's taxonomy places the organism in Eukaryota, Oomycota, Saprolegniomycetes, Saprolegniales, Saprolegniaceae. The record is from RefSeq and is a predicted model, not a curated record.
UAUUGCAUUUGCAGAGCCGAGCAAGCGACGAACUCAUGGCAUUGGAUCCAAGAAUUACCGUGACGCUUCGAUGUGAGGUGGACGGCCGCUGCGUUCGGAGUGAAGAGCCCUAUCUCAUGGAUUUCGACGAGGCUGAAGGGAAUAGCAACGUCAUCCCGGGGAUCUUCAACUACAAGUUCAUCGGCACCGGUUUGGCGAACAAGCAAUACCACAUCGUGUGCACGGACAGCACCACGGAUGCCCACACGCCGCUCACGCAAGAGAACUUUGCCCGCAUCUGUCAUUCGCUCCGGAACCGCAACGACAUUCGGCUUACUGCUCGCCCGCGCGGCAAGAAGGGCGGCAAGUACGUCAAGGAUGCCAACGUCAACGAUCUACGUGACCCAACGCGCCAAAAUGACUUCGACGCUGCGAGAACGAUGCUCGGAGACGUCAACAUUGCUGCUUUGGUCCAACUCAUGGCAAACACCGACGUGACCGACAUUGACGACGAACGCUUCGUCGCCAUUCAGGCGACCAUCGUCACGAUCACCGACGGCGCCAACCGUUUGGUUACGCAGUUGGGAGCUGACAAUGCUGCUUAAAUGGAACGCUCGUACGUUCCGGAUCAACUAGGAGUUUUAGUAUUCCAGUUGUAAACGACACCAAUAUAUAAUAGUGGUCGUCAAUCAAUGUGUUAAUACUAAUAGUUGUACCGG